UUCCUCCGUAAAUCCCAUUUCUUAUUCCUCCGACAGCUACGCAUCACUCCUCUCUCCAUCUUUAUCUCCAUCUCUCCAUCUCUCUCUCUCUCUCUCUUUCUCUCUCUAUUGGCGAAACCCAUUCCGAAGCGCAACGCAGAAGAAUCCAUGGAGUUCGUCUCUCUCACCUUCUUCUCCUUCUUCUCCUUCCUCCUCCUCCUCCUCCAACCCCGCCUCCUCCUCUCCCAGCAAGCCUACGUCGACAACAAGCAGCUCGACUGCGAAAACCCCUCCAACAACAACAACAUCACCCGGGGCUUCUCCUGCACCGGCCCCCUCACCUCCUGCCGCGCCUACGUCACCUUCCGCCCCACCGCCGUCUAUAAUUCUCUCGUCACCGUCGCCUACCUCCUCAACUCCCAGCCUUACAUCUCCGAGAUGACCUCCAUCAACAACCUCACCAACCUCGAGCACCCCCCUCCCGACACCCUCGUCAUCGCCCCCGUCGACUGCGCUUGCACCUCCUCCUCUUCCUAUUACCAGCACAACGCCUCGUACGUGCUCCAAUCGGUGUCCGACACGUACUUCCUCCUCGCCAACGACACCUACCAGGGGCUCAGCACCUGCCAGGCUCUCUUGGCGGAGAAUCCGUACUCCGCUGUGAACCUGUCCGUGGGGAUGAAUCUGACCGUCCCGGUGCGGUGCGCCUGCCCGACGGCGAACCAGAGCUCUGCCGGAGCCAAGUAUUUGCUCACCUACCUGGUGACUUGGGGCGAUUCGAUCUCUGCCAUAGCGAAGAUGUUUGGGGUUAGCGAGAAGAGCGUGCUGGACGCGAACGAGUUGACGGUGACGAGCGUGAUUUAUCCUUUCACGCCAAUUUUGGUACCGCUGUCCACGGAGCCUACGAAGAUCGAGACGGCGUCGCCGCCCGCCAGUCCGCCGGAGGCUCCCUCAGUGCCGGCGGGCGGUAAUUCAGGAUCUUCGAAGAAGUGGGUAUUCGUCGGUGUCGGCGUCGGAGGCGGUGGGCUCGCGGUUGCUCUUGUUGCUCUCGCGCUCUGGUUCUUCUGCUACAACCCUCAGAAGCGCAAGCAAUCGAAAUCGUCUGGCCUAACGCCCAAGAAGUUCUCAGACACCUCUGCGACGGAUCACGCUUCUCUUGCAGUGAAGGGCGGUUCCUUCUCUGGCUUCUCUUCUGGCAUUCGAGAAGCCAUCGACACUCUGACCGUGUAUACCUUCCAGGACUUGCAAAUCGCCACCGGGUUCUUCAGCAAGGGCAACAAGAUCAAGGGCUCGGUCUACCGCGGCAAGUUCAAGAACGAUGAUGCCGCGGUGAAGGUCCUGAAGGGCGACGUCUCGGGCGAGAUCAACAUCCUGAGGCAGAUCAACCAUGCCAACAUAGUCAGGCUUUCCGGGUUCUGCGUCCAUGAGGGGAACACUUACCUCGUUUAUGAGUAUGCUGAGAACGGGUCUCUCAGCGACUGGCUCCACUCCAAGAAGUUCGAAAGUUACUCUGUUCUGUCAUGGAAGCAGAGGGUUCAGGUCGCGUACCACAUCGCCGACGCGCUCAAUUAUCUGCACAACUACACGAAUCCCCCCUACGUCCACAAGAAUCUGAAGACCAGCAAUGUUCUCUUAGACGCCAAUUUCAGAGCAAUGGUGGCGAAUUUCGGGCUGGCGAGAGCCGUGGAAGACAGCGACGAAGAAGGCGGACUUCAGAUGACCAGGCAUGUUGUCGGGACUCAAGGAUACAUGGCCCCAGAGUACAUAGAGAAUGGCGUGAUCACCUCAAAAUUAGGUUUUGCCUUCGGGGUCGUGAUGUUGGAGCUCUUGUCCGGAAGGGAAGCUGCCGGAGACACCAAGAAUGGAGAGGAGUUGCUGUCUGCAGCCAUCAAGAGGGUGCUCGAUGGAGACAGCGUGAGGGAAAAUCUACGAGGCUUCAUAGAUCCUUCGCUUAAGGACGAGUAUCCUCUGGACUUGGCAUUUUCCAUGGCAGAGCUUGCGAAGAGAUGCGUCUCCAAUGAUCUGAAUGCUCGCCCUCAGAUGGCCGAAGUUUUCAUGACUCUUUCCAAGAUCCUCUCUUCCUCGUUGGACUGGGAUCCAUCGGACGAGUUUGAUCGAUCCCAGUCAAUGAGUCAUGGUCAGUAAAGUAGGCCGAAUCCAAUUGACAAGUUAAAUAGCCAAAGUGCCACACGCAGGUCUCCACAUUACAUAAUCCGGUGAAAUAGUAAGCUCUGGGAUGGGUUGAUUCAAGGGCCAUCUCACUGCAAAAUGCUUGUAUGAUGUAUAUAGGCAAGGAGUUGAAAUAAUCGUGCAUUCCUAGUUCACCUAGAUAGCCAAGCUUUGCUAUCAUAAUAAUUUUUAAGAUACUGUGAAAAUAAAUGAGUUACAAAUUCUUGAAUGUAUAGAUCUCACAGUAAUUUAUAAUUA
Messenger RNA from Eucalyptus grandis, 2406 nucleotides. RefSeq names its product protein LYK5. Lineage: Eukaryota; Viridiplantae; Streptophyta; Magnoliopsida; Myrtales; Myrtaceae. The record is from RefSeq and is a predicted model, not a curated record. Gene Ontology annotation, molecular function: protein kinase activity; ATP binding. Gene Ontology annotation, biological process: protein phosphorylation.